CGCUUUCUCCUUUUUAUUUCAGUUUCUAUUGUUUCAAGAAGGAAACAGAGGGUCCCUUGCUCUCCCUCCCUCCAUGGCCACCGCAAAGCAAAAAAGAGGAACUUCCGAUUCCUUACUCCCACCACGGCCAAUGGUCGAAACCCCGGGGUUCGACGGCCUCCAGAUCGGCGAGAGGACACCGAAACGUACUCGUACCGUGAAUCGGAAGUGCUAUGCGACGCGUGGAAGAGGCAACGUUCAGGGGUGUGGUGACCGAGGUGGCAUGCGCGGUGGUUGGCAUGCGUGGGGUGAGCGGCAGCUGAAGAAAGAGGCUAGGGUUGCUGAAACAAUUUGGGUAGUUGGGCUAGGUUUUGUUUUAAUUUUGGGCCAUGUAUUGGACUAUUUUUUGUUUAUUUGGUUUGGGUUCUUUUUAGGCCAAAAUUGGCUAUUACAGACACAUUGCUUGGACAAUGGUAAUCCACACAAUCCCAAGUUACUGCCGUAGGAGUCAUUAUUAAAGGUAUUGAAUUGAUUCCCAUGAGGAAUUGGUCCAACAAGAUUGUUUUCUGAAAGAUUAAACACUUCAAGAAAUGUCAAAUUUGUCAUUUCAGAUGGAAUCCUACCGCCAAGCUUAUUUGAUGAAAGAUCUAACGAUUCAAGUGCUACCAAAUUUCCAAACGAUGCU
Gossypium arboreum is the source of this 664-nucleotide messenger RNA. RefSeq lists its product as uncharacterized. Bases 74 to 484 code for a protein of 136 amino acids. The transcript is spliced from 2 exons. The record is from RefSeq and is a predicted model, not a curated record. Lineage: Eukaryota; Viridiplantae; Streptophyta; Magnoliopsida; Malvales; Malvaceae.